GUAGCCCCGCGGGAACCCGCCAGGCUCCUUCGCUGCAAGCCCAGAGGAUUCUCUCCCCGACGGCAGAAGCAGCCCAGCAGGAGCGGGGACGCCGCCAGCCAUGCCCCGGGGAGCUGGGCGCAGGGGCAGCUGAGGAUGGUGCCCAGCCUACGUCCUGCCCUCCUCCUCCUCCUGCAGGCGUUUCUCCUCUGGGACAGCCCGGUUGCAGCCUCCAUCCAGGAGCAGUACUGCGAGAGCCUGCCGCCUGUCACCAACCACACUGGUCUCCAGUGCAACGCCUCAGUGGACCUGAUCGGCACAUGCUGGCCCCGGAGCGCGGUGGGACAGCUGGUGGCUCGGCCCUGCCCCGAGUACUUCUAUGGCGUGCGGUACAACACCACCAAUAAUGGGUACAGGGAAUGCCUUGCGAAUGGGAGCUGGGCAGCACGUGUCAACUACUCCCAGUGCCAGGAGAUCCUCAGUGAAGAGAAGAAGAGCAAGCUGCACUACCACAUCGCUGUCAUCAUCAACUACCUGGGCCACUGUGUUUCGCUGGGGGCCCUCCUCGUGGCCUUUGUCCUCUUCAUGCGCCUGCGGAGCAUCCGGUGCCUGAGAAACAUCAUCCACUGGAACCUGAUCACAGCCUUCAUCCUACGCAAUGCCACGUGGUUCGUGGUGCAGCUCACCAUGAACCCAGAGGUGCACGAGAGCAAUGUGGUUUGGUGCCGCUUGGUCACUGCUGCCUACAAUUACUUCCAUGUCACCAACUUCUUCUGGAUGUUCGGCGAGGGUUGCUACCUGCACACAGCCAUCGUGCUCACGUACUCCACGGACAAGCUCCGCAAGUGGAUGUUCAUCUGCAUUGGCUGGUGUAUCCCCUUUCCCAUCAUCGUUGCCUGGGCCAUUGGGAAGCUCUACUACGACAAUGAGAAGUGCUGGUUUGGGAAGCGAGCAGGUGUUUAUACUGACUACAUUUACCAAGGCCCCAUGAUCCUGGUGCUUCUGAUCAACUUCAUCUUUCUAUUCAACAUUGUCCGAAUCCUCAUGACGAAGCUCCGAGCUUCAACCACGUCAGAGACAAUCCAGUACAGGAAAGCAGUCAAGGCCACACUGGUGCUGCUGCCCUUGCUGGGGAUCACCUACAUGCUGUUCUUUGUCAACCCUGGGGAGGAUGAGAUCUCCAGGAUAGUCUUCAUCUACUUCAACUCCUUUCUGGAGUCUUUCCAGGGCUUCUUCGUCUCUGUCUUCUACUGCUUCCUGAACAGUGAGGUGCGAUCGGCCGUACGGAAGCGGUGGCACCGGUGGCAGGACAAGCACUCCAUCCGUGCCCGCGUGGCAAGGGCCAUGUCCAUCCCCACCUCCCCCACCCGUGUCAGCUUCCACAGCAUCAAGCAGUCCACGGCUGUCUGAGCCAGGAGCGAGAGCUCCACUGGGAGCUGCACCGGGAGCCAAUGUCCCCACUGUGGGGAGCCCCUGCGAGGGGGGCACGGCACAGGACCACGUCCUGCCAGCGGCCCCAGCCCCGCGAGGAGAGCAUGAACUCACUUGGUCAUGGGACACCUGCACAGCUCCAGCCCCAUGUGCUGGGCAGGCCUGGAGGACAGGACAGCUGAGAUGCUGCUUUGUCAUCUCCCUGGCAGCUGUGUGACCUGCUGGCAUGGCAGAAAGCCAGAAGGACCUGGAGACGUUGCAGCAGCUUUCUGCCAGCUCCAUCCUGGGCAUGAUGUCUCAGGGUUGGGCAUGAUUUAUCGGGUUUGUCUGCUUUGAGGUGACAGGAAACCAGGACAGUGCUGGGUUAGCUUAUGGGGCUAAUUCCCUGGGAAGCUGGGUCAGCCUUCCAGUGAGCACAUGCUAGAAUGUUGCUGGUGGGGGGGGGGAACCCUCUAGAGGAGCCAAAGUCCUAUGUGUUGGAAGGGGAUGGAUGGAGAGCCCCAGAGUGAUUGUAGACGUUGCUUCAUGUGGCUGUGUUUUUGUAGCACUGGGGUUGAGUCCUUCCCCUGUCUCUUGCAGUGUAUCCUGGUGUCCUGUAACUGCUGCUUGGUCUGACUAGGUCAUUUCUCAUCUUGACACCAAAGGUGGGGUAAAGCAGUAGAGUGGGAGAGGCGAGGUAACUCCCCCUCCCAUGGGGAUGGGUCCCAGGGGCUCUGAACAGCCACACAGAGUUGGCUUGAUCUGGAGGGAAGCACAGGAAUUAGUUAAAUUCUCUGGUUCAGCCCAGAUGGAUCCACAGGUCUCUGCAAAGCCCUGGACCUCAGGGUCACUCCAUGUCCAUGCUCAGAGGGUGGAAAGGUGAGGGAGCUCUGCAGUGGAGCACUGGCUGAGGUCCCCAAAGGCAGGUACUGCAGGGACAAGCCCUGGCUCUGCCUCCUCGUCCGUGCCCUGUUUUGACCUGGGCAGGUGGGCCCAGUGCCAAAGCUGCUCCUUGCUCUUGAGCAGGGGAUGGGACCAAACCAUCCCCACAUUGGGGUUAAGUGCCUUGGAGGAGCAGCAGCCUCCUUUCCUCCCUUCCCUCCCUUCCUAUCUUCCUCUCCAUUCUGGGGACUCCAGAUUGUCCCCAGUUCCCCCUCUCUCAUUGCCCUCUUCCAUGUGGUCACCAAAAGCAGCUGAGCAGAGGAGUGGAUUUGCCUUGACCUCUUUGGAGCCACCUUUUCUUUGUCCCAUAAAAGGUCUGGGGAUGCCCAGGCAGGAGACAGAUUACAGCAGGUUUAUGGGCUGUCUGCCCUCUGCAUCCCAGGGAUUUUGCUACUGGGCCAUACAGGGUGUGGUGUGAGCCCCUUCCCACUUCUGUGCCUCAGUUUUCCCACUAUAAAGAACAGGCAUAAAUAUUUUUUGUCAUGGAGAGAUUUAAGCAUCUUUGAAAUUGCAGAAUUUUGUGAUUUCCUCAGGAUAUACCACCAGAAAGGAAUAAAAUCUUGCAUCUUUUUAUUUGAAGAGAAGCAUAGGGAAAAUCCUCUGGGUUCUUUCUUCAAACAUUUGUGAAAUUCAGUAGUUUAGAGCAAAUUCCUUACACUUCCCUCCCAUUUUCAUUUUCUACCUGCAUGUCUACAGUGCAGCAAAACUGGAAAUAUCUCAUUGACUCCAAUAAUCUGCUGGGAACAGCAACAGUUCCCAGUAUGACACAGUGACCACAACAAGGACCAUACACAUAGGGCACGUUUCAGUCUUUGUUCAAGUUCAGCCACUGCCAACAGUCCCCAAAACUGCCCCUUCUUCAAAAUACGGAUGUGAAAAAGACCCCUGGAGUUAUGCAAUGGGAAAAGUGGCAGCUUCCAGCCCUAUGGACACUUUCUGCUGAUGCCCUACAAGGAGUAGACUUGCGUCUUCUGUGUCUUGGUUUCUCUGUUGGGUACUUCAGCAGGAGCUAAUAAUGAUCUGCUGACAAUGGAGAAGGGGAAAUGUCCCAGAGAGCUUUUUUUCCUCAUCCCUGCAAGUGAUGUUGCCAAAAAAAUGAUGUGCUACAUGUUCAACUUGGAUUUUUCUAAAGUGGGGUCUUCUGGUGGAAAGAAGCUGGAAAUUGAAAAACCAAAGAAAGAAACCCAAACAGAAGCAUCUGUGUUCACAUCACUGUUUCUCCCUUCUCCUCUUGGUGGUCUGCUCCAACUGAUGUGACUUUGCUUUCCAUAGCUGGAGUGUGUAUUCUCAGUCUUGUUUGAUUAAAAAUACUUCAAUUCCUCUUCCAAGGACUUUUGGAGCAUGUUUAUCUUUUGGAAAAGACAACCCUGGCAUGGCCCCUCCCCAGUUUCCAUGGGUCAUCCUCACACUGCAGUGGGCUCAGCAUCCCACUUGUCCAGAGGCUCUUCUGCCUCCUUUCUACCCCAACUCCAUGUGCCCAAGAGCAUGGAGGUGGCUCUCCACAAAGGUAUCUACACCAUCUCAUCCAAGAGAAUCCCUCACAGGUUUUUCAGACAAUCAGGGCUGGAGAAAGUCCUCCACGUUUUCCCCCUUGCCAGGUGAGCUAAUACAGAAUAAAAAUGUAACAUGCUUCACAGCAGGAGGAGGGCCAAUUAAACUCGACUUUCAUUUCAUACAUCAAUGUUUACAAGUGAAAUUCAGACACAAGCAGAUUUCUGGUCAAGGUCUUCUGAUGCACAAUUAAUUCAUUGAUCACACAGAGCCUUGGAGAGCACUGUAAUUUAGUAAGCACCAUGCACAUAAAUAAUAAUUACGCGUUCCUGCUGAUUACAUGAUUGUAUUUAAACUUAUCAAGUGACUCUGAGAUUACUGACCUGCCAAUCCAGUGCUCUUGACAAGGCUGAAGCCUCUUGGGAUGUUCCUGUGUUAACCCUUUAUGUUAUCCUGGUACCUUUAGGGCUGGGAAAAGCAAAAUGGGACUCCAGGGAUGGGAUCUCAUAGUGCUAUGGGAUAUCCCAUUGGGAUAAUGCACAGGACCUUCUCCAGCACAGUGAGAUGGGUUUUUCUUUAGCUUGUUUAUUUGGUUGACACAUUAAACCAACCAUGGAGGUUGUCGCCAGUCCUGGAGUCACUUCCCACCCUCAGCCCCACCACCUGGGAUCAAAGUUUGGGUGCCCUGAGAUAUAUCCCCAGCAAACCAAGGGCCAGCAAUGGAGAAAUCCUGCCCUCCAGAGCCUGAAUGGAAAAAGAGGGAAGCUCAUGAUCCUGAUUCCCUGUGGAGGAUCUGUGCCUUCAUUCCAUCUUCCAACUAGGCUGCCCUGUGCAAAUAUCCCCACUGCCAGAGCCAGGACCUCCCAGUUCCAUGGCACAUAAAUCACAGGGUUUAUGGCUGGUAUUUAAAGCAAGGUGAGGCUGUCAUUCCCCUUCCUCAAACAACACAUAUCUGUCUGGUGGUCCACAGCUUUGGACCAUUCCUGGAUGUUGAACCCUGCUGUACCUUCCCAGGCAGGUAAGGACUCUGGAAAGGGUAGGAGGUUGAGAGGGAGAGGAAAUCUCAUGGCAGUUUCAGUGGGUUCAGUUGUGCCUUUCAUCACUGUCCGCCUCAAGAUGCCUCUCAUCUGUGAUAUGUUGUCCUUUGAGCACUGCUGAACUCCCAAAUAAAUAUUUCAUCCUUUAAUUCCAA
This is a messenger RNA of Motacilla alba alba, 5014 nucleotides long. Its product is annotated as corticotropin-releasing factor receptor 1. Gene Ontology annotation, cellular component: neuron projection; plasma membrane. The transcript is spliced from 13 exons. The coding region runs from base 136 to 1389 and encodes 417 amino acids. Gene Ontology annotation, molecular function: corticotrophin-releasing factor receptor activity; corticotropin-releasing hormone binding; G protein-coupled peptide receptor activity. NCBI's taxonomy places the organism in Eukaryota, Metazoa, Chordata, Aves, Passeriformes, Motacillidae. Gene Ontology annotation, biological process: adenylate cyclase-activating G protein-coupled receptor signaling pathway; cell surface receptor signaling pathway. The record is from RefSeq and is a predicted model, not a curated record.